AUGAGGCGUCCUAAAGCGGCGUCGAGGCGGGCCGCCCCGGACUGCGAUGAGCCUGAAAGAGCUAGUGCCGCAGGGGAGGCCCGGAACCAGGUAGCCGCCGCCCGCCCGCUGCUCAGCCCCGCACCGCCGCUCGUCCGCAGCCGCCAGGGGGCAUGGGAGCGGCGGGCAGCGCCCGCUGAGAGCGCCGCGCCCCGCUGCAGAGACGAGUGUGGGAUGUCCCCGCGCUUCUCCCCUAGCCCCUCACCACAGUUGUCUGUGGCGCACGGCGCGGCUCGGCGGGAGGGGCCUCGCAGCGCGAGAGCCGCUACUGCCUCCCCACCUCAAACACUCCACGGGCCAGGCGCGGGCCCCGCGGAGCGACGUGCAGGCAGCGCCGAGGAGUCGCCGUGUCCCACGCCCCGCCCCUUGGCAGGCUGUCGCGGCCCAUUGGCUGACCCGCUGUGCGUCGGUGGUUGGAGGCAACAAAUGGCGGGCGGUGCGGAACUAGAGGGCGCCCCCGAGUGGUGGGGCGGCUCAAUGGGAUUUGAUUUGGCUUCACCCAGGCCCCCCGGGUUGUUCCCAGACAUGCCUCUGGAGCAGGGGUUCUUCUGGGGUGUUGGCAGUCCCGUGCUUAGCCAUCAGUGUUUGUUACCGAAGCAUAGCAAGGAUAAGUCCCUUCAGCCUGCUUUUGCCUGGCCAUUCACAAAUCACUGCGAUUUCCUCUUAACGUCGUUAAUCACCAACUGUAAGGAAAUGCAACCUUUUGGGACGCUGCAGAGCACUGCUAAAUAUAUAAAGCUAUUGAAAGGUUUUUUCAAACCACCUUUUCUUUUCUCUUCCUCCCCUCCCAUUUUCCCCGGGCGGCCCAGGGGGAGCGAGGAGAGAGGAGGCGACAAGAUGGGGGCUGUGGCGGCGGUGCUCUCCGUGGUGCUGAUCCUGGGGCUGGGGCUGCUACCGGUAGCCCAGGCCUGCCCCCAGCCCUGUGCCUGCUACCUGCCCACUGAGGUCCACUGCACCUUCCGGUCCUUGGCCGCCGUGCCUGGGAGGAUCCCAAAACAUGUGGAAAGAAUCAAUUUCGGGUUUAACAGUAUACAGUCUAUAUAUGAAAACUCCCUUGCUGGACUUACAAAACUGGAAUUGCUUAUGAUACAUGGAAAUGACAUUCAGAAUAUACCUAAUGGUGCUUUGAAAGAUCUCGUAUCUCUCCAGGUUUUCAAAAUCAGUUACAAUAAAUUGAAAGUCAUAACUGGCCAGACCCUCCAAGGACUUUCAAGCUUAAUGAGACUGCACAUGGACCACAACAGAAUUGAGUUUAUUCAUCCAAAUGCUUUUAAUGGAUUAACUUCUCUCAGACUGGUCCACUUAGAAGGAAAUUUACUCCAUCAACUUCAUCCCAACACCUUUUCAACAUUUAUGGUCCUUGAUUAUUUCAGACUGUCAACAGUUAGACAUCUCUACCUAUCUGAAAAUGCUCUUAGGACCUUGCCUGAAAGGAUGUUUCAAGGCAUGCCACUGCUGGAAAAUCUUUACCUUCAUGGCAAUCCAUGGACCUGUGACUGCAAUUUAAAGUGGCUUCUUGAAUGGAAUGAAGUUUCUGGAGGUGUUUUAAAAUGCAAAAAGGACAAAGCUUAUGAAGGGGGACAGCUCUGUCCUAAGUGCAACAGCCCAAAACAUCUGCAGAAAGAAGAUAUUCAAAACUUGAAAGAUAUUUCCUGUGGGAAACCUAUAAUUCAGUCUUCAUUGAGGCAGAAUAGCAGCGCUCAAAAUGAAGAUGAUGGUGAAAGUUACAAAGUCUCUCUGGAAAAGAUUCAGUCCUCUCCAUGGAACAUUACUCUAAAUAUGACUGAUGAGCAUGGCAAUGUAGUCCACCUCAACUGUGAAAUCAAAAAACCAGCAGGCUCUACCAAAAUUCAUUGGAAUCAAAUCCAGACUCAGGAGAUUGAUCUAAAUGCUACAAUUUCACUGGAUUUUGAGUGUCCAAUGAACCGAGAAAACUAUGAAAAAUUAUGGAAGCUUAUAGCUUAUUACAGUGAAGUACCUGUCAAAUUAGAGAGGGAACUUAUGCUCAGCAAAGAGCCUAAAAUAAGCUAUCGGUACAGACAAGGCUUAGAUUAUGAUGCUCUUUACUACACAGGUGUAAAAGCUCAAAUACUGGCUGAGCCUUCCUGGGUGAUGCAACCUCUUAUAAAUAUCCAAUUAAACAGACAUCAAAGUACAGGGAAAAAGGUGUUGCUGUCUUUUUCUACUGUGUUUUCUCAGACAAUUCGUACCAAAGACACUGGGCAGCAGAGAAGCUGGGUAAUGAUAGAGCAAAACCAGACCACAAGGACAUCACAGAGUGUGGUGGAAGGGUCAGAAUGUCAGCUGAGCUGCAAUGUGAAAGCUUCUGAGAGCCCUUCCAUUCAGUGGCUAUUUCCAGAUGGAACUAAACUGCAGGUGCCAUUUAAUGAAAAAAACAGUCGAUUUUCCAUUCUUAGCAGUGGCCAGCUAAUAAUCAAAUCAGUGAGUUACACUGAUGGUGGUUUGUACCACUGCAUUGCACAGGUGAGAGAUGAUGCUGACAUAAUGACUUUCAGACUCGUGGUGCAGCCUCCAGCUGUUCAUGUAGCUGAUUCAGAUAUAGCGAGAGUUGAAAAAAAUGUUGGAGAUCCAAUAGUUUUGCCAUGCAAUGCAGUUGCCAUCCCAGAGCCACAGCUGAGCUGGAUUCUUCCAAACAGUCAGGUACUUAAUGAUUUAUCAAACUCUUCAAAAGGAUAUAUGUUGGACAAUGGUACUUUGCUUAUUCCAAAAAGCCACGUCAGUGAUAGUGGCCACUACAGAUGUGUGGCUGUCAAUCAGCAGGGAUCAGAUCAGUUUGUCGUAAGGGUUACAGUAAAUAAAAUGGUGUCUGACAGGUCAUUUAAAAGGGUAAAACUAAAAAAACGCCCAGGCUCAAAAAGUUUGUCAAAAAAAAGAGGGCGUAUCAUAGAUGAUGGAGAGGGGUCAGGAGCAGAAGGAGUGGAGGAGUUCCCUCAGAGAAAAAGCCACCUGAAAGACUGGGAAAUAGGCUUUAAACAAAAAAGUGACCAUGUGACAGAAGCUCAAAUUAAAAAAAGAAAGAAAGGCAGAAGAAAAAUUAAAAUCUGGAAGAGUACUGAUAGAAACCAAGACAGCAAUGUUGCAGAAGGCCGGAGAGCAUUUGAAUCUCGAAGGAGAAUUAAUGUAGCAAGCAAGCAGAUUAAUCCACAGCAUUGGGCUGACAUUUUGGCAAAGGUCCGUGGGAAGAAUAUUCCUAGAACAACAGCUACAGCCAUUUCUUUAACAACCGCACUGACAUCAGUCAUGCAGAGAACUACUUCAGUCCCUUAUCCAAUAGCCAGCCCUCCAACUUCAGGAGCAACAGCUGAUGUGGUAGAUUCCUCUGCUGAAGCACCACCUGUGGGGGAGGAUGAGCCACUCUCAGUCACCAUUUCCCAGAACACUAAAGCAUUUUCAGUCCAGUCCAUAUUAACAAGGUCAGAAACUCAACCCUUCUCCAACCACAGGGACUUAGAAACACCUGCAAGUACAUACCCUGGUGAAAUUGCUGUAUCAGGUGUUCAUUUGACUCCUGUCUCUGCAACUGUAGUCGAAGAAAAUAUCUAUCCUUUCACUGAAGAACCUGUAACCAGACAAAUUGUAACAAACUUCCCUAAUAUUCAGAGCAGCUCAUAUACAGUGGAAAAUAUAGAUAGGAGUGUGUCUUCUACAUCAGAAGAGAAUUCUGCUUUUGCUGAGCUACCACUUGAUGCUACACUCCUAGCCGAAUAUCAGACUGCAGCUCUUCAUAGCAUCUUGGAGACAACUGUGAAAUUAAGUAAAGUGGAUCAAAUAAAUAUUGACACUAUAAUUUCAACACCUUUUCAGUUAGAUGAGAUCAUCCCAACAGAUUCUGUAGACACUACUACCAUUUCUUCAUCCAUUUCUCCGUUUGUUAAAGAAAAAAGCAAUGACUUGAUACACCAGCACAAAGAAGCAUCUACAGAUCAGGCAAAAAUGGCAGACAUAAGUACAAGUUUUCCAGUUGUCACAUCCAUUGGAGUUCAGAGCAAGGAAGAACCUGAGACCUAUGGGAAUAUAGUAACUCAAGAAAGCAUGUCCAGCCAUUAUGCAGAGAGUUUUCAGGGAGGAAACAGAAACUUGGCUACUCCAAAACCAGAUACCACGUUUGUUUUGCAUAAUACUAAUGCUCAUCAUAAACCAGCAGAGGGGAUAAAAUCUGCUUCUGAUGACAAUAGGUUGACCACUGCGGCCACAACAACAGCUCCCUAUAGAAAGACCAUGCCUCCACUUGUUACUCAGCAUGCUAGGAGAAGGCCUUAUGGGAGAAGGGGAUUGAGGCCAAACAGAAUUCGACAAAAAACAAAGCCUUUCCCCCGCAUUGUUUUAACCACAGAGGCAAUACCUAUUGUUCCAAAGACACCUGUGGUUGAAGCUGUGACCAAAAUCCCUUCUGCAGCUCUUGAAAGCCGUGAUCUUACAGGCAAUGUCAAAAUACAGGCUAAACAAGAGGAGCACAUGGCAUUUAUUCCUUCUUUAGUUUCUAAUCCAGAUGUCUUUGAGAAAAUUACCAAAAUCAAAGAGGUAGUCACAACCUACUUUACGCCUACUGCUUCUUCACCUCAGGAAGAACAUACGACACUUGCUACUGCUUCAGAAACCUUGACUCUUCCAGUGACUGCACCUGUUGCAAUUUUCUCAUCACAUAAUGUAUAUGACACAGGUUCCAGGAAAGAGUCAAGUGCACCUCUGAAACCUGAGCUAAUGGAAGUGCCAGGAUACACCUCAUUAGACAAUAUAUCUGAGAUGGGCAUUAAAGCACAUUCUAAAACAAUGGAUAGUAAGGCAGAACAACUGAGUACAACAGUUUCUCCUAAGCACCUAAAUAGCUUGAUGCUAUCUGCAAAACCAGAAUCUCAAGAGCCUAUCCUAUUUGACUCAGAAAUAGUGGUUAACGAAACAACUGCUGAAACAUUCCAGUUGAUAUAUCCCACCUCAACUGACUUAGGUAUUUCUUUUGGAGCAGAAGAAGAUUUUAAGGACAUCUCAGUUUCAGUGGAGUCAUGGAAGCCGACAGUAUCUUUAGAAACACCAGGAAUAAAUGAACGAGCUCAGCAACUGGAGACAAUUACUUCAUCAUUCUCCUUCAGCAGGACAGAAACUUAUACUUUUCCACUUAAUGAAACAGAAAAACCUGUUGCUUCUCAGACUGAGACAAAGCCAUCUUCCUUGGAAGACAAACAAGCAAUGUUGAAAGUAUUUCAUCAUAAUCCCACAUUGGAAACAACUGAAAAGCCUUCAACUAUAUCCACUGCCUUUAUUCCUUUUAUAAAACUUGUCACUCUUCCACCCUCUAUUUCACCUCCUUCACUUCAUUAUGCCACUGAGGAAAGUGUUACCUUCAAUCAAGAAAGCCUCCUAGAAGGAAAACAAAUUGAAACAGAUAGGGACAAAAUGGUGGUAUCAAGGUGGAAUGUGCACCCUAUUUCUCCUUCUAGCCAAAACAAAAUAAGUAUACAAUCAAAAGAGGAGCAAUUCAAAGAGUUACAUAGUAGCAUGUCAAACAACAGUUUAUUGAUAAAUCCAAACAUUCCACAUCCACCUGCUGGAAUGAUACCAAGCCUAAACCAAAGGCUACUCAUUGUGCCUCCAAAGUAUGUUCCAGUAAGAGGUGCAGUGAAGCCUCCAUAUAUUGCAACACAAGGUUCACUUCGCUAUUUUAUGACACCUCUUCACUACACAAACAAACCAGAGAUAACAGCAUAUGCAGCACAGACCAUACAGGACAAAAAAUCUUUUGCCUCUCAGAGGGAAGCAGCUACCCCAACACAAACCUCUCUAUUUCACAAAACAAAUCCAAUCACUGCAAGCAAGUUCAGUAAUCAGGGUCAGAACAGAUACAAUAUUAAUUCAAGAUUUUCUGGAAGUAACUAUGUUCCAGAUAACAGAAGCACAGUAGGGAGACUGCCAAGUCAGUGGAUCCCCUAUUAUCCUAGUUCCAGAAUGUCUUUCCUUUUCAACAGAACAAGGAUAUUCCCUCACUUAAAUAUGCAUCCUAAACCAGUGGUCCCUAGUCAACCAUUUCCAAAAGAUGUAAAUGAGAAGGUUGCUCAGGUCUCCCCUACUAGCAUUACAAUGCAGAAAGCUACAGGUAUUCCAGUGCCUCCAGUGUCGCACACCACAACCACCACAUUUCCACCACCAGCAAUUUUGAAGAUUACCCCUCCAGCCUUCCUCUCUCAGCACACAAAACCUCAGCUAUCUACUGCAGUUCAUCCAGUUAAAAAUGUGCAGCAGCAUCAAAAAGUUCCAUCUGUGCCUUAUGUGGGAGGCAUUCUGUCACACAAUUCAACUGUAUUUCAGUCUUCCACUAAUUUCAGGAUUCAUGGAGAAAGACCUAAAAUAAUCACAAAAGGGUCUCAGAGCAUAUCCAUUCUUGCUGAAACAGAUAUUUCUAUCCCUUGUGAUGCAGUUGGGGAACCCAAGCCUUUUAUUACUUGGACAAAAUUCUCUACAGGAGCUCUAAUGACAGCCAACACCAGGUUACAAAGGUUUGAGGUCUGGAAAAAUGGUACUCUCCUUAUCCAAAAUGUUCAGCUUCAGGAUCGUGGACAGUAUUUGUGCACAGCUCAGAACCAGCAUGGCAUAGAUAAAAUGAUUAUUCUGCUCACAGUUGUAGCCCACCCCCCCAAAAUUUUACUUUCCCGCUAUCGGGAUGUCACGGUCUACUUUGGAGAGACCAUAGCAAUGGAAUGUCAGGCUAGUGGGACUCCAAGCCCACAUAUUUCGUGGAUUUUCCCAGAUAGGAAGAUUUUACAGACAGUCACUGCCACAGAAAGCAGGAUAAUGCUUCAUGAAAAUCGGACCUUGUCUAUCAAGCAAGCGACUUUUUCUGACAGAGGAGUUUACAAAUGCAUUGCAAGCAAUGCUGCAGGGGCUGACAGUAUCUCAGUGAAGUUGCACAUUGCAGCCUUACCCCCCAUCAUCCAGCAGGAUAAGCAAGAGAACAUUUCCUUGCCCCUUGGUAGCAGUAUUAAUAUCCACUGCACUGCCAAAGCAGCACCUCCUCCCAAUAUCCGCUGGGUGGUCUUUGAUGGCACACAAAUCCGACCCUCUCAGUUUGUCAAUGGGAAUUUGUUUGUUUUUCCCAAUGGAACUCUUUAUAUUCGCAACAUCUCCCCCAAGGACAGUGGGACCUAUGACUGCAUUGCUGCUAACAUGGUAGGAGCUGCCAAGAGAACAAUACAGAUUCAUGUGAAGAAGCAUGCAUCUAAUGCUAAGAUCACUGGGAGCUCUCCUCAGAGGACAGAUGUAACUUAUGGCAGCACCCUGCAUUUGGACUGUAGUGCUUCUGGAGACCCUUGGCCUCGGAUAUUAUGGAGAUUGCCUUCCAAAAGGAUGAUUGAUUCCUUACACAGUAGCUUGGAGACUAGAAUCAAAGUAUUCAACAAUGGGACUUUGGUUGUCCAUUCAGUUACAGAUAAAGAUGCAGGAGACUAUUUGUGUGUGGCUCGCAAUAAGAUCGGGGAUGACUAUGUGGUCCUCAAAGUGAAUGUGAUGAUGAAAGCAGCAAAAAUAGAACAUAAAAAUGAUAAUAACCACAAGGUCAAGUAUGGAGGGGACCUGAAAGUUGACUGUGUAGCAACAGGUCUGCCAAAUCCUGAGAUCUCCUGGGGUCUCCCAGAUGGCAGCAUGAUCAAUACCUUCAUGCAGUCAGAUGACAGUGGCAGCAGGACAAAGCGAUAUGUGGUCUUCAAUAAUGGAACCUUGUAUUUCAAUGAUGUUGGACUGAGAGAGGAAGGGGACUACACAUGUUAUGCUGAAAACCAGAUUGGGAAGGAUGAGAUGAAAGUGCGGGUCAAAGUAGUGGCCGAGCCUGCAACUAUCAAGAAUAAAACGUAUGCCAUUGUUAAUGUACCCUAUGGUGAUGUUAUCACAGUAGCAUGUGAAGCCAAAGGAGAACCCACUCCCAAAGUCACCUGGUUCUCCCCAGCCAACAGACCCAUUCCUGCCCUAUCUGAUAAGUACCAGGUCUAUAAGGAUGGCACCCUCCUCAUCCAAAAGGCCCAAAGAUCUGACAGUGGUAACUAUACUUGCGUAGCGCGGAACAAUGCUGGAGAAGAUCGGAAAAUUGUCUGGAUCCAUGUUAAUGUUCAGCCUCCCAGAAUUAAUGGGCAUCUCAGUGCAAUAACAUCUGUGAGAGAGACAGCCAUCAGGGACAGCCAGAAACUUAUUGACUGCAAAACUGAAGGCAUCCCUGCUCCACAGGUAUUAUGGGCUUUUCCAGAAGGAGUAAUCCUGCCAGCUCCCUACUACGGGAACAGAAUCACUGUGCAUCGCAAUGGUACAUUGGACAUCAGAGGGGUGAAGCAGACAGAUGCAGUGCAGCUCAUAUGCAUCGGACGGAAUGAGGGAGGGGAAGCAAGACUGAUUGUGCAGCUCUUCAUUACAGAUGACAUGGAGAAACCUUCCUUCAGAGACCCUGUCAGUGAACGGAUCACUGCCAUUGCUGGGCACAGCAUCAAUCUGAACUGCUCAGUCCAGGGGAACCCCAAACCCAGCACAAGCUGGAUCCUUCCCAAUGGCACUGAAGUGCUGAGUGGCAGCCGCCUGCACAGAUUUUACCAUAAGAAGGAUGGGAUCUUACACAUAAGCAGCCUCUCAGCUGGGGAUGCUGGGACUUACCGCUGUACAGCUAGAAACCCAGGAGGUUAUGUGGAACGAGUAGUCUUCCUGAAGGUGGGACUCAGGCCAGAAAUUAGCAACCAGUACAACAACCUAGUGAGCAUCAUCAAUGGAGAAACUCUGCAGCUCCAUUGCAUCACCCAGCCAAACCAGCGGGCACAGAUCUCCUGGACCCUGCCCAAUGGGAUGGUUAUGGAUGCUCCACAAGCUCUGGGUCGCUUUUCCCUGAUGGAGAAUGGCUCACUGACGGUGCGUGAGGCUUCUGUGUUUGACAGGGGCACUUACCUGUGCAAGGUGUCCACAGAGUAUGGCACCUCUGUUAUGAAUGUGCCUGUCAUUGUGAUAGCCUAUCCUCCCCGAAUCACCAGUGAGCCAGCACCUGUCAUUUAUGCCAGGCCUGGAAAUUCAGUAAAACUGAACUGCAUGGCCAUUGGGAUUCCUAAAGCAGAAAUAACAUGGGAGCUUCCAGAUAAAUCUCAUCUGACAACAGGAGCUCAAUCCCGUCUGUAUGGAAACAAAUUCCUCCACCCUCAGGGGUCAUUAGUCAUCCAGCAGUCUUCUCAAAGGGAUGCGGGCUUCUAUAAAUGCACUGCUAAAAAUAUACUAGGCAGUGAUUCGAAAACAACCUAUGUACACAUGUUCUAAUACUCAAACAAAUGCCUUUGGCUGGCUACUAGUGUUCAGGUCACUUCCAAGUAAGUGCAAUGAGGAAAGUACUGUUUGCAGCAAAGCCAGGAAGACUGAAGGCAGAAAAAAAGGAAUUAAUCCUAUUUUUAUGCAAAGUGUAUUGCAUGUAUUCAAUGUGGUAAUAAGUCCCUGAAAUAAAGGAGGCAAUAGGCAUACUGAAACUGAGGAGACUAACAUGUUGAAAAAGGUCAAGUUGUUACGACAGUGUAGUGUGUUUUUUCAUGCUAUCUGAUAGCACCUGAGACCUGAAGUACUCUAUUCUUGUCAAUAGUGCAAAGGUAUUCCUUGUUCUAACAAGCACCUUAAAAGUACCAAAGAAGUAUUAACUGUUAAUAAAUGAGCUGCAGUGAUAAAAGUGCUUUAGUAAAACAUAAUUUUCUUUAUACCCUGCAGUGCUUUUACAUAAUCUAGCCUUAUAGAAUAUGAUUACUAACCUUCCUGUUCAUUCUUUAUCAGCUCCUCAAAAUCGAAGACUAACUUAGCAAAUAAAAGUGGUCUAUUUUAAUAAAAAUACAUGCAGACGUUAGUUACCUUAGCAUAUGAACAAACCUCUUCCACUUACUAAGGACACUACAGUCAAAUCAUUUAUUAUAUAUUUGAUAUAUAUUUUUAAAUCAGACUAUGAGACUAGAAAGAA
Messenger RNA from Dryobates pubescens (Downy woodpecker), 10006 nucleotides. RefSeq names its product matrix remodeling associated 5 (gene MXRA5). Gene Ontology annotation, molecular function: protein binding. The transcript has 8 exons. Lineage: Eukaryota; Metazoa; Chordata; Aves; Piciformes; Picidae. The record is from RefSeq and is a predicted model, not a curated record. The coding region runs from base 1 to 9327 and encodes 3108 amino acids.